This is a messenger RNA of Diabrotica virgifera virgifera (western corn rootworm), 1814 nucleotides long. RefSeq lists its product as uncharacterized. The record is from RefSeq and is a predicted model, not a curated record. The coding region runs from base 150 to 1634 and encodes 494 amino acids. Gene Ontology annotation, molecular function: nucleic acid binding. Gene Ontology annotation, biological process: DNA integration. The transcript is spliced from 2 exons. NCBI's taxonomy places the organism in Eukaryota, Metazoa, Arthropoda, Insecta, Coleoptera, Chrysomelidae.
UUAAAAAGGAGUUGUAUGCAGUUUGUUCUGGUGUUGAAAAAUACCAUCAAUUCAUUUAUGGUUAUAAAGUAACUAUACAAACUGAUCACAAGCCCCUAAUUUCGAUUGCAAAAAAGGACAUAAAUAAGGUAAGUUCUAGGUUGCAAAGAAUGCUAUUAAAAUUAUUAAAAUAUGACUUGACUUUUGAAUAUGUUCCGGGGCCAAAAAUGUUUAUGGCAGAUUUUCUCUCAAGAAAUUUUUUAAAAAACACAGCUUGUGAAGAUAAAACCUUGUUAGAAGUAGUCCACUGUAUGAGUGUUGACUCACACAUUAGUGAUAAUCGCUUAGCUCAAAUAAAGUUAGAAACAGCCAAGGACAAAAAUCUUAAAACAUUUCUAGACUGGUACAGUGUUGGUUUUCCUAAAAAUAAUACAAAUAUAGAGAGUCAUGAACUUAAAAACCUAUAUAAACUAAGAGAUAACAUUACGAUCCAACAUGGUAUUCUUUAUUUAGGUUUAAAAGUAAUAGUCCCAAAAAGCUUAAGAAGGGAAAUGCUAGACAUCAUACACACUGGCCAUUAUGGCAUUAACAAAUCUAAAAAUAGAGCACGAUCUGUACUAUAUUGGCCGGGCAUGAGUAAUGAUAUUGUUAAGGUGGUACAAAGUUGUUCCAUUUGUGAAAAAUUUAACAUAUCAAAUUCAAAGGAACCUUUAAUACCCCAUCAAGUCCCAGACCUGCCCUUCAAUAAAGUAGGGGUUGAUUUAUUUCAAUUUGGCAAUAAAGACUAUUUAGUCCUAGUAGAUUAUUAUAGCAGAUGGCUAGAAAUAAAGGAAUUACGAAACAAAACUUCAGAAAGUGUAAUUAGUGUUUUAAAAGAAAUUUUUUCACUGUUCGGAAUACCAUCUGUUAUGAUAUCUGACAAUAUGCCAUUUAGUAGUUAUAGGCUUAAGGUAUUUGCUAAGGAGUGGGGGAUAAAUAUAAUAACAUCAAGUCCAAUGUAUCCUAAAUCCAAUGGGUUAGCGGAAAAGGGAGUGGGUAUAGCCAAGAGACUGAUGAAGAAAUGUGCUGAAAAUAAUGAAGAUGUAAACUUGGCUUUACUCGCUUAUCGUAACACACCUAUCACGGGUAUGAAUUAUUCACCUUCCCAAAUGCUAAUGUCACGUGUGUUGCGCGAUAAAUUACCAUGUAACACAAAGCUUCUAAAGCCUAAACUUUGUACAAAUGUCAGUAAGCAAAUACUAGCGUCUAAAGCUAAUUCUAAACUAAGUUAUGAUCAGACUGCAAUUUCUAGAAAAAAAUUUGAAACAGGCAACAAUGUCUUAGUUCAAGACGGUAGAUCUAAGUUAUGGUCGCCUGCCAAAAUUGUUCAACCUUGUCAGGUUCCUAGGUCUUAUGUAAUACAAAAGUCUGAUGGUCGGUUUUUGAGAAGAAACACUUUUCAGUUAAGAAAAUCGCACAAUGAUGUUGUAGUUAAUCCUAAGUGUGAUGUUCCUCUUUUAGAAGGUAUACCCAGGCCAAGUUUGCCUGUUAGUAACAUUCACAAUAAUAUUGCUAAGACUGUUCAACCUAGCAAUAAUGAAACAGGAUCUCCUCCUACAAAUAAGUUUGGACGAACUAUUAGAAAACCUGCCUAUCUGAAGGACUAUUGCACUUAAAUUAAGUAUUAUAUUUUUAGUUUUAUAUGUUUCUAUAUUUUUGGAAAAAGGGAGAUGUUGUAAUGUUAAGAUGACAUCUGGCAACAGUGUCUAUGGACGGUUGUCAGCGGUCACGGGGCAUGGCAUCGCCCUUGGACGGGAGGGGGGUUCGAUGUUCGAUGUGGAACAAUAACAAUGUUU